Messenger RNA from Cicer arietinum (chickpea), 767 nucleotides. RefSeq lists its product as uncharacterized. Lineage: Eukaryota; Viridiplantae; Streptophyta; Magnoliopsida; Fabales; Fabaceae. The record is from RefSeq and is a predicted model, not a curated record.
AAAUUGGCAUCGAGUUGGGCUUUACGGAGAAGGUGGUGAGCUUUAAUCCAAGUACAAACUAACCUUUCUAACUUCUAAGUUUUCAAGCCCAUACUCGCGUCUUUUUUACUUUUUAAGUUCGACGACGUCGUUUAGGGUGAAAAAAAAUACAGAGUGAGAUAUCGAAGGCGCGAAGCAGAACACUUGCCAUCAGCAACAAAAACUCUCUCUCUCUGAAUCGUUAAUUUACGUCGGCACGAAUCGUCAAUUUCUUGAAUAAUGGGAAGUGAGGAUGGAAGAGAUCCAUUUAAAGGAGUGGAUUGGAAAGCCGUUGGUGGUGAUAUGCAACAAAACCCUAAUGUUCAACCAUCUCUCAGAAAACGACUCCCCAGAAAAGUUAGGCAGAUACCAGAAUUCUAUUUCUUACCGAAAUGGCCACUACCCUCUGCUUUGUUCUUCUGUACUGCCUGUAUCGCCGGUGGAGUUGGUGCUGGUAUGCUAGUAGAAAUCUGGAUCAACAAGAAAGUUAAAGAGGAUGGUGGGGUUAUAUGGGAGUUUGACAAAUAAACUCUGGAUUUUUUGGUACAACAAAUGCACAUGCCUGUCUCUCCAGCUCUCCACUCACAAAUUGAUAUCAACUCAAACUUAUCUACAGUUAUUAGUUUAACAAUAAGUGUAAUAUUCAAAAGUUUUGUUCUUUCUUAGACUUUAUUGAUGGAAUGGUAGUUAUCAGUUGACAUGUGUUCUUUUUUAAUUUAUUCCCCCAUUCAAUUAUUUUAUGAUCCUAA